AUUUUAUAGAGAUAUGGACAGAAAACAAUAACGUGAUUUAUUUAGUAAAUGAAGGAAGUUGCAGCAGAAGAAUAUCCAAAUGAGAUUUUUGCUUGAAACUUCCGUUAAUUCUUACAAAUUGUGGAUUAUAAAGGACUGCAAAGAUUUAUCAAUUUUUGAUAGAUACAUGUUACAUUGCAAAUUAUAAGGAAUAAUGAUGCAAGCAUUAUUUUAGUUUCAAAUUUGUUCAUAAUCUUGAAACAUAAACUUUGAGCUAUUUGUUAAUCACAAACUAUGAUAAAAAGGAAUCUGAAGAUCUUGUGAUCUUCAAGAGUUAACAUUACAACAGUGAACUAUGAAGAGGAAAGAUUUGGAAAUAUCCAUUUGACCUUUGAAAAUUAAACAAGUUCAGCUAUGCCACAUCCAUGUGUGGUGUGCGGUCGUUCUCGCAUGAAUCCUAACAACCGUGAGGAGGAGUAUAUGUUUUUCAGUUUCCCAGUAAACGAUGAGGCGCGCUGUCGUUGUUGGCUUGAGUUUUGCAGCCGCGAAGAUCUAUACAAACUGUCCAAGAAGCAACUGCUGCAACGUAUGGUCUGCUCCAAACAUUUUCAGCCACAAGAUUUUCUUACUGAGUAUCUUGACCGUCUCAACUGUUCAGCAGUACCAUCUGUCUACGAUCCUACACAGAGUCUCUACAAUAUCACUUGUGUUCUCUGUGGUACAAGCCGAAAAGAUCCACCAGGGCCUGAUUACGACGGCACAACGUUUCAUCAUUUCCCCGGUGAGGAGUUUCGUUGUCUCAAAUGGCUGGAUUUCGUAGGGGUCGAGUCAUAUUAUAGGCUAACCAGAAAGGAGAUUCUCUUCUGCUACAUCUGUUCCAAGCAUUUUGAUCGCUCCCAAUUUGUUCCGGGAUAUAAAGGAAGACUAGCGGAAAAUGCGGUCCCGAAUAUCCGUGAUCCCAAACAGCUGGACGAAUCGGAGUUAAAAGUCACAGAAUCAGCGGUGGAGCCGAAGCUUUUUGGUGCGCCAGAGCGGUGCAAAAAGCCAGGGCUUCUGCCCAUUGAGAUAUUGGAGAGUCAAGCGUGUGCGGCUUGUGGUCGCUUAAGGUCGAAUCCGCGUAAUAAACUCGAACACUACAAAUUCCAUCCAUUUCCAGCAUACGAAAUCGGCCGAUGCUUGCGUUGGUGUCAAUUCUUAGGUCGUGAAGACUUGCUCAGUAUGUCGCCAAAUCAGAUACGCAAGCUCGUGCUGUGUUCUCGUCAUUUUCAAGCGGGUCAGAAUUUCCGUAAGGGUCCAUGCGACGCAGUACCAACCAUCAAGGACGUUUCCGAGUCUUUGAUGCCUGUAGCCUCUGAAAACUAUGAAGAACAAGACAUCGGGGAAAAUACCAAAGAGACUAAGGAUACAAAACAGUUCUCUAUCCCGUUGGUAUCCAGCAAGAAACCCAAGAUAGAUAACAAGCCUGCUCCUUUGGCCAAGAAACGCGGGAAAUCCCGACGGCCAACCUCUAUUAACAUCCCCAGACCUGAUCUCAGUAAUGUGGAAAAUCGAGUAGUCAGGAAAUUACCGCUACCGUCCUCGGCAAAUUGGAAGAUUCAAUUGGGUGAACAGCUGCAGUCGAUAGCCUUGAAUAACGCAACUUCCAAUGUAACAAUGUCCAAUUCUCAAACGGACGGACUCAGAAAAGUAAUCAUGCCGUUUACCUGGGAUAUAUCGAGUUUGGGCGCGCCUAUACCAGUGCACAGCCUGUCCAGCAUACCACCAGGGUUGUUGAUUAAAAUUAAUUUACCGGAACAGCAGCAGAAAAAGGAGCAGAAACCGACGAUGGCCAAGAUUAAAAUGACAAAUAAGAAUGCUUCCAACAACGAAAUUUGGUUGAAGAACAACGGCCAAACGUCUGCCGUGUUACAAAAGACCAAACCGCACGUGGAUAAAAACUUCAUGGAGCUUCUGUCGAUAUCCCCGGAGCCAACGGAAGAGACCUUGAAUUCCGAUGAGUUGGAAGUGCAGGAAGAAGUAAUUCUCCCGCAUUCUCUGGAAAUUUUGAGGGAAGUGGACAUAAAGAAGGAACCAUAUUUUAAAAAACUGGAAGUCGUCAAUAUAAAGAAGAAAAAAACAAAGCCAAAGAGGAUCACAGGUACCAUGAGGAGGACCAUGUUUCCUAUUACAAGUGAAGUUGGUCGUUUCCUAGCGAAGUUAACGCCGCUGAUGCAUCGUUUGCCGAAGAAGGCUAGAGCACAGACGAAGCUUUCCAUUGUUAAUAUGGUAAUCGAUCAUCUCUGAAGUUGUGAAAAAUAUAUUACUUUAUGCAUUAGAAAAUAUCCAACUUCAGGAAACUCUUGAAGUUUGUAGUUGCAUUCAUUUAUCUACCAGAUAGUGUUCAAGAAAUCCUAAAAAAACAAUUUAGGUGAAUUGUAACAUUAUAUUGAUUAUAAACAGGCACAUAGAUUUUCUAAAAUUAAAAUAGAACAAUUUAUUUAACGAAUGAUUUAAUCACAGAGGAAGAGUUAAGUUAAAAAUAUGUUGAUAUUGCGAAGUUUGUAAUCAAUUUGUAAAGAUGCAAAAAAAAUCAAUUACUAUCUUUAUGUAUAUUCACAAUUGAGAAGAAUGUUAUUUUUACUAUAUAUUUAUAAA
Harpegnathos saltator (Jerdon's jumping ant) is the source of this 2613-nucleotide messenger RNA. RefSeq lists its product as uncharacterized. The transcript is spliced from 2 exons. Lineage: Eukaryota; Metazoa; Arthropoda; Insecta; Hymenoptera; Formicidae. Bases 394 to 2262 code for a protein of 622 amino acids. The record is from RefSeq and is a predicted model, not a curated record. Gene Ontology annotation, molecular function: sequence-specific DNA binding.